Asparagus officinalis (garden asparagus) is the source of this 1644-nucleotide messenger RNA. Its product is annotated as serine carboxypeptidase-like 40. The record is from RefSeq and is a predicted model, not a curated record. The coding region runs from base 22 to 1473 and encodes 483 amino acids. The transcript is spliced from 8 exons. NCBI's taxonomy places the organism in Eukaryota, Viridiplantae, Streptophyta, Magnoliopsida, Asparagales, Asparagaceae. Gene Ontology annotation, molecular function: serine-type carboxypeptidase activity. Gene Ontology annotation, biological process: proteolysis. Gene Ontology annotation, cellular component: vacuole.
CUUUCAGGCACAGAAACAACAAUGAGACCCUUUUCUCUCCUCCUCACUCUUGUUGCCACUGUAACUCUAACCAAUGCGCAAUUUCAUAAGUUCAUGAAGGGAGGCUCAGCGCUUAACAUAUCGUCGUGGGACCACGACGUGAUGAGGUUCUGCGACGCAUAUGUAGACAAACAGUGUGGGCAAAGGGAGGACGAUAAGGUGGAGAGUUUGCCAGGGCAGCCGGAUUGUGAUGAUGAUUCUGAGGCUUUUGAUCAGUAUGCUGGGUAUAUCACAGUUGAUCCUAAGGCUGGUCGUGCAUUGUUUUAUUAUUUUGUGGAGGCGGUUAAUGAUUCUAAGUCUGUGCCGCUUGUGUUGUGGUUUAAUGGAGGUGGAUAUUGGGAGUCUCAUUCUUCCUUGGGACACGGAGCUCUGAUGGGGCAGGGACCCUUCAGAGUUAAUAGCGAUGGCGAAACAUUAUCACCAAAUAAUUAUUCAUGGAACAAAGUUGCAAAUAUCAUAUUUCUCGAAACACCGGCUGGUGUUGGGUACUCAUACUCGAACUCAACACUGGACUACGAAGAGAUUGGAGAUAAAAAGGCCACUGAAGAUUCUUUCGCAUUCAUUCUUAACUGGCUUCAGAGAUUUCCUCGGUACAAGAAAAGAGACUUUUACAUAGCAGGAGACGGAUACGCAGGCCAUUGUCUACCUCAACUAGCUUAUGCAAUUCUUCACAACAACAAGAAAUGCAACAACACACACAUCAACCUCAAAGGAAUUGCUAUUGGCAAUGGAUGGAUGGAUGAAGAUGAUUCUUUGAAAGGAGUAUACGAUUUCCACGGGGACCACACUUUGAUUUCUAAUGACGUCCGUAACAAAAUACUUUUCAACUGCAACUUCACUACUCCGAUAGUCUUAUCACCUGAUUGUUUGGACUAUUUGAAUCAAGCUUCAGAGAUGGUGGCAGGCCUCAAUCUAUAUGACAUCUACGGUCCACCCUGUAAACCUUCGUCCAGAACUAAUAUCUCUAUUGGAGGCUUUGAUACAUGUUCACAUAUGUAUGUAGAAUCCUAUCUCAACCUCCCCAAAGUUCAAGAAGCUCUACAUGCGAACAUUACAUCUCUACCAUAUCCAUGGACAGUUAACAGCUCUGUAAUCAAGGAAUGGAAAAAUUGGUACCCAACCAUUACACCUCUAGUCAAGAAAUUGAUGGCAAAUGGCACAAGAGUCUGGCUCUAUACCGGUGAUACUGAUAGUGUGGCGCCUAUAACAUUGACAGAUUACUUCAUAGAAAGACUUAAUGUAACUGAGCAGACAUCUUCUUAUCCUUGGUACUCUGAAGGAGAGGUUGCUGGAUUUGCUGUUGGAUAUGAGAAUCUCACACUGGUGAGUGUGAGAGGAGGUGGACAUUUUGUUCCAAGCUAUCAGCCAGCUAGAGCUCUCACUCUCUUCUCAUCCUUCAUAAAACAAGAGAUGCCUCCUCGUUCUCCUCACUAGAUAGAAACAACAUUUGCAAAAGAUGUCUAAUAGAAAUUGCUGUUUCUGGAACGAAUACUAGAUUGGUACUUUAACUGAAUACAAUGGUUGAAACAUAUGUUUAUUGAAAAUAAAGAUGAAGUUUGUGUUAUUUUUAUGCCUAUAAAUGUUUCUAAAGUAUGAAAUUUGACA